GUUCGUAUCUGAUCUGAGGGUGUUACCCUAGAUGCUAAACGAAGCAUUAAAUCUGAAGUUUCAAGGCAAUUAUUCGGGUAAAGUAAUGGUAGAGGAGAUAUUUUAACUUAACGUAUUUUUAAAGAAAUCGUUAAUUUGUUUGAAAAUCCCUCUUUAGAGGGUGAAGAUGGCGAAAACUUACGAUUAUUUAUUCAAGUUGCUUUUGAUCGGGGAUUCGGGCGUUGGAAAAACUUGUAUUCUUUUCCGUUUUUCGGAAGAUGCUUUUAACGCAACUUUUAUUUCAACUAUAGGCAUAGACUUCAAAAUUCGAACUAUAGAGCUGGAUGGGAAAAAGAUAAAACUACAAAUAUGGGAUACUGCUGGUCAAGAAAGGUUUCGCACAAUAACUACAGCGUACUACAGAGGAGCAAUGGGGAUUAUGCUGGUCUAUGAUGUGACCAAUGAGAAAUCAUUUGAAAACAUCAAGAACUGGAUAAGGAACAUUGAAGAGCAUGCUUCGGCUGAUGUCGAAAAGAUGGUACUGGGUAAUAAAUGUGAUGUGAAUGAGAGGAGGCAGGUGUCCAAAGAACGGGGGGAACAGCUUGCCAUAGAAUAUGGGAUAAAAUUUAUGGAGACAAGUGCAAAAGCUAGCAUAAAUGUAGAAGAGGCUUUUUUCGCAUUAGCAAGAGAUAUCAAGAGGAAAAUGGAAAAAAAAAUGUUAUCUUGGAACCAAUCUUCAUCAUUUCCUGUACGUGCAGAAGGAGGCAACCAAUCCACCUAAGACUGGAAGUCAUCAGUUGAAGGCCAACGAACCGACCAAAAAAACUUCGCGUUGGUUCUGCACAGUUCUUUGAUGCUUAUUUCAGGUAUGGUAUGGAUGUUAUGAUGUGUAUGUUCCUGCCAGAAACAGUAAUUACAGCUCCCCUUAAUGGUCGGCAUCACAUUAACAGCAGUUUGACAACAAUGUUGUGACCUUAGGAAGGGCAUGUCAUUGGAGGCUUGGGAAUUUCUUCACAAAAAAAAUAUGGAUUGUUUUUGAUAAUGAAUAAUACUCCAAACAUCACAGAGACUUUUAAUGGAGGCAGGAGUACACCACGUCAUGAGAUUAUUUUUCUUGGUAGAGUUGUAUAAGUACAAGUGAAACCUUUUUUUUUUUGUUUCACGGGCACUUGGUUUACAAACCGCACAGGCUUUUUUCCUGACGUAUCUUUACCUGAUAAACAGUAAAUUAAAACCUGUGUACAAAUUGUCAGGCAUCAACUAACAAGAUGAGUUAAUAAUAAAUUAGUUGCCUAAGUUUGAACAUUUAACACAUGGAUAAUAUCCAGAAAUUAAUAGAUGUUAACGAUCUACCAAAGUACAUCAUGUUCUUCCAACCAAUUAGUUCGGACAUAAUAAGAACGAUAAAAGUCAUGGAUCAAGUGCAAAUGUAAUAUUUUGUUUUAGAAACAUACAUGUAUAUUUGCCCCUCCCUUUAGAACCAAUCAUCAGCAUUAUUAUAAAUAUUACUUUGUGACCCCCUCACUACGAACUUUGUCCCAGGGAUUGACCCCAUAACCAUUUUGUGCUUGUCAUAGUUUUCAUAUUAUAACUUUUAAUACAGCGUCUUUGUGAAAUUUUGCAGGUUAUCAGUUAAACAUUACAUAAAAUAUCUGAUUUUGUAAUUAAGUUUUAAGAUUUUUUUUAAGUAAUGUUUUGCUCGUACAUUUUUUUUCUUUUCGAAUGUUGACUAUCCAACAUGCAAAGUAAUUUUGAUUUUAAGAUUAAAAAUACUUUUAUGUUUCAGAAAAUUGUCAAAUUUCACAUGCAAAAUCUUUAUAACCUCCAGACUUUUUAGAAAAUUUCUUUUUUUUAGAGAAAACUUUAUAUUUUAUCUGUUAUUUUCACUAUUGUAUCUGUAUGGGUUUGGUCGAUUUGACCGACCUCGUAACCAACAUAGAAAAUUAGGAAUUAGAUAUAAAUUAUGCAUCUUUUGUUCUAGAAUAACUACAGAUUAUAACAAGAAACCAUUAAUGUGUAGCCUAAAUCUCAUAACAUUAUACAUCAAUAUAUAUAUUUAUUAUUUGUAUUUUAUUGACCUUUCGGCCGUGUCUAACUAACAUUACAGAAGUUGAAAUGAUGCGGUGCACGUGCAUUCAUCCAAUAAUAUAAAACUGGCCUUUACAAAGUGACCUGUAUUUGAUUUGUUUUACUAAACCAGUAUUUUGUAAAAGAGUCACAUUUCCGUGAUAAUACCUUACUUGUGUAUAUAUAUCAUUAUUAUUUACAAAUGAGUCCUUAAAUUUCAGGUAUUUUUCUUGAAACAUAGAACAGUGAAUAAAGAUAGAAAACGAUGAUUGUUUUUCUACUUACAAACUUUGUACUUGUUAACCUGCUUGCCGUAAUUUGCUAAGCCUUGUAAAAUUUUGCACUUGGAGGAUGUAAAAUAAAAUAAUGUUUUUAGGUUUUAUAUAUGAAUUUUGAAAUAACCACAUAUUAUCAAUAUUGCAGAACUCCACUGUGAUUUAUCAGGUUUACUAACUAAAUUGUAUUUGGGUCAAAAAAAAAGAUAUUGUUUUUCGGCCAACAUUUUCACUUACCCCUUCCUUCUGAGAUUAAAGAUAAAGAAAUAAUCUUGGGAACUUAUCUCCCUCUAGAGGCUGAGAAAACCAUGUGGGGGACAUUCUGAACUUUUGAUUGGUUAUUCACACAUCAUACACAUAGUAGGUGUACAUAAGCAAGAAUAUCCAAAAAUGAAAUAUCCACUAAAUGUAGUGAUAUCACAGGAAAUAGAAAAGACAGGAGGUUCUUAUUUCAUAUUCUAGCUUGUAGAAGGACGUGUAACGAGAGGGUUAAUCAGGUGUUUCUGGUACUGGAAUUUCCUUACGCCCCUUGGUACUAUUACAUGAGUACAUUUGGAAAUCAGACCCCAUGGGUUUGGUCGAUUUGACCAACCUCGUAACCAACAUAGAAAAUUAGGAAUUAGAUAUAAAUUAUGCAUUUUUUGUUCUAGAAUAACUACAGAUUAUAACAAGAAACCAUAAAUGUGUAGCCUAAAUCAUGGGUUAAUGUUAACAUACAGGAUUUGGAGAAAAAAAAAAGGUUUUGAAAGUGUACU
Molecule: messenger RNA, 3076 nt
Organism: Limulus polyphemus (Atlantic horseshoe crab)
Lineage: Eukaryota; Metazoa; Arthropoda; Merostomata; Xiphosura; Limulidae
Gene: Rab8
Product: ras-related protein Rab-8A-like
Exons: 9
Coding region: 167-760 (197 amino acids)
Biological process (GO): regulation of exocytosis; protein secretion; protein localization to plasma membrane
Cellular component (GO): plasma membrane; endosome; synaptic vesicle
Molecular function (GO): GTP binding; GTPase activity
Source: RefSeq, a predicted model, not a curated record